AUGUACCGGGCCCGGGCGGCACGGGCGGGGCCGGAGCCCGGCAGCCCGGGGCGCUUUGGGAUCCUCAGUACCGGACAGCUCCGGGACCUGCUGCAAGAUGAACCGAAGCUGGACCGGAUCGUGCGGCUCAGCAGGAAGUUCCAGGGUCUGCAGCUGGAACGAGAGGCGUGCCUGGCCUCCAACUAUGCUCUGGCCAAGGAGAACCUGGCCUUGCGGCCCCGCCUGGAGAUGGGCCGGACUGCCCUGGCUAUCAAGUACCAAGAGCUUCGAGAGGUGGCCGAGAACUGCGCUGACAAGCUGCAGCGACUGGAGGACAGCAUGCAUCGUUGGAGCCCUCACUGCGCGCUGGGCUGGCUGCAGGCCGAGCUGGAAGAGGCCGAGCAGGAGGCCGAGGGUCAGAUGGAGCAGCUGCUGCUAGGCGAGCAGAGCCUGGAGGCCUUCCUGCCCGCCUUCCAGCGGGGCCGGGCACUGGCCCACUUGAGGCGGACCCAGGCCGAGAAGUUGCAGGAGCUACUGAGGCGUCGGGAGCGCUCUGGCCAGCCGGCCCCCACUGCUGCUGCUGCUGCUGCUGCUGCUGCUGCUGCGGAGCCCCCCAAACCCUUCCCUGCUGCAGCCGUCCUGCCCACUGGGGCCGCCCGGGGACCACCACCAUCAGUACCCCGGAGCCUGCCCCCUUUGGACUCCCGCCCAGUGCCCCCGUUAAAGGGCUCCCCCGGGUGCCCCCUCGGCCCAGCCCCUCUGCUGAGCCCACGGCCCUCGCAGCCCGAACCCCCCCAUCGGUAGGAACCAGGGUGCGGCCCCCCAGAAGGGGGCCCAGACAAACUUGAUUCGUGGCUCCUCCUCCUCCCCCACGGCCUGGGUGGGGGGAGGGGCAGGCCCCUCUCCCCCCCUGGCCUCAGGCAGGCCACCGGCCCUGGAGGCUGAGCUGGGGACGAGGGGCUCCCCGAAGAGGCCCCCCAUUAGGCUGGGGGUGGGGUGGGCAGGAUACUGGGCCUCAGUGGCCCAGGAAACUCUUGCCUUUUUGUUUUUGUUUUUGUUUUCUCUCCCCUGCUGGGGCCUCUAGCGUGCUGGGCCAGCUCCCCAAAUGAAAGGACUUUACUUAUAUAUGGGGGCCUGGGAUGUUGGCCGCUUCCCUGAGUGUGUGUGGGGGGGUCCUGCCUGGGGACCCUGUAGCACCCUGACACUUCACUGGGCUCACGCGAACACCAUCAAUUUCGGUGAGCUUACCCUCUCCCAGUUCUAGGGCCCACCGCCUAGGAGCCAGGUGGUCAAGCCCCAGCUGCGGGGUCAGGGACACCCCCAGGGCAUUGCAACUGUCUCUGGGGCAAGGUAGGCCAGGGGCAUCCGCCCUGCACAGGUGAUUGUGGGCCAUCCCCAGGAAAGACCAUUCUGUAUUUUUCUGUCCCUGUCUCCUUAGAAUGGAACCUUUUUGAGGGCAGGUCCUUGUCUUUGUACGUUCUGUCCCCAGCCCCGCCUCCUAGGGGCCGUCAAUAAAUGUGAUGAUGAAUGACGAGGA
Messenger RNA from Jaculus jaculus (lesser Egyptian jerboa), 1516 nucleotides. RefSeq names its product VPS37D subunit of ESCRT-I (gene Vps37d). Gene Ontology annotation, cellular component: ESCRT I complex. The transcript is spliced from 4 exons. The coding region runs from base 1 to 783 and encodes 260 amino acids. Gene Ontology annotation, biological process: protein targeting to vacuole; ubiquitin-dependent protein catabolic process via the multivesicular body sorting pathway; protein targeting to membrane. The record is from RefSeq and is a predicted model, not a curated record. NCBI's taxonomy places the organism in Eukaryota, Metazoa, Chordata, Mammalia, Rodentia, Dipodidae.